AUGUCGGACGGAGCUUUAACGGUCCUCGAUGGGAACCACCUGAGAGCCAUCGACCUUUCUCUGCCGGAAGCUGAGGUCAGACUCACUGGAGCUCAGGUCCUCGACCUCGCUGACUCCAAAGCCUCCUCGUCUCUCUUCGGCCUCUCCUUGCCUCAGAGCCUCAAGUCCUCUGCUCUGAAACGCAUCAGCCUUCAAGACGACGACGUCUUCCGCCUCAAGGAGCUAGAUCGCGAGCAGGCUCUGAAGGUGAUCACGGACUACAUCACAGCGAUCGCCGAUGAAUUAAAAGAUGAUCCACUUGUCAUAUCUGUCUUGGAUGGAUACACUCUUCGACUGUUUUUAGAGGAUGAGGAUGAUUUUGCAAUGCUAGCAGAGAAUCUGUUCACUGAUCUGGAUGUAGAAGACACAGGAAAGAUCAACAAGAACGAGAUCCGGAAUGCACUUGUUCACAUGGGAGUUGAGAUGGGCGUUCCACCCAUUUCAGAAUUUCCUCCUCUAAGUGAUAUCUUGAAGAAACACGAAGCUGAUGGGGAAGAAGAACUGGGCCAAGCACAAUUUGCUGAAUUACUCCAGCCUGUCCUACAAGAACUAUCAGAGGCCCUGGCAAAAAAGCAUUUUGUUUUUAUCCAGAACAUCAAGAUUGUCAAUGGUUCCAAGCUAAGAAAGCUUUUGGCAGAUGAGAAGCAAUUGAACAUUAUCGUAGAGAAGAUAUUGGCGGAUGGCUCGGGGAAUGCAGAAAGAAUCAGGAGUUUUCUUGAAAAAAAUGGGACAGAGUUGGGCUUGCCACCAUCCGAAGCGAACGAGGCAGUGGCCCUUUUGUAUGAUGCAGUGUUUGCUGAUUUAGAGGGAGCAGGUGAGGAUAAAUUUGGAAAUCUUGUGAAGCAGAUCCUGGAGAAAUUUGCAGAGCAGCUAGAAGCAAGCCCUGUUUUUCAUGAUAUUUGA
Messenger RNA from Prunus armeniaca (apricot), 942 nucleotides. NCBI's taxonomy places the organism in Eukaryota, Viridiplantae, Streptophyta, Magnoliopsida, Rosales, Rosaceae. The record is from the annotation of a GenBank genome assembly.